Seriola dumerili (greater amberjack) is the source of this 4597-nucleotide messenger RNA. RefSeq names its product tripartite motif-containing protein 3-like. The record is from RefSeq and is a predicted model, not a curated record. Bases 252 to 2567 code for a protein of 771 amino acids. NCBI's taxonomy places the organism in Eukaryota, Metazoa, Chordata, Actinopteri, Carangiformes, Carangidae. Gene Ontology annotation, molecular function: ubiquitin protein ligase activity; translation repressor activity; protein binding. The transcript has 13 exons. Gene Ontology annotation, biological process: protein polyubiquitination; negative regulation of translation; proteasome-mediated ubiquitin-dependent protein catabolic process.
UGUUCGGAGCUGAAAGACAGACUGUGGGAAGCUUUAGCUCUUGGUGCUAGAUGUCGUGCAGGCCUGAUAAUUUGAACCAUCCCGGGUUAGACUGGGGGAGCAGUUGUGAAGAUGCAACUUCAAAGUAGAGAUUAUAAACCCUGCUGGUGGAUCAGUGGAUCAAAGAUGAGGCAAGGCUGAAGAAUUGUACAGUCACGGGGCUGUGACGCAUGAAGAUGUGAUGGGUUAAGUGGUCCCUGUGCCCCCUUUGAAUGUCCGUCACUAUGGCUAAGCGAGAGACUGGCAGCACCAGCCCUGUGGUCAGGCAGAUAGACAAGCAGUUCCUGGUCUGCAGCAUCUGUUUGGACCAUUAUCACAACCCCAAGGUCCUUCCCUGCCUGCACACCUUCUGUGAGAAAUGUCUACAGAACUACAUCCCUCCCCAGUCUUUGACGCUGUCCUGCCCAGUAUGCAGACAGACCUCUAUCUUGCCAGAGAAGGGUGUGGCCGCCCUGCAGAAUAAUUUCUUCAUCACAAACCUAAUGGAGGUAUUACAGCGAGACCCAGAGUGCAGCCGACCUGAGGCCUGCAAUGUUCUUGAGUCAGCCAGUGCGGCCACAGCUUGUCAGCCUCUCUCUUGCCCCAACCAUGAGGGCAAGGUGAUGGAGUUUUACUGCGAGUCGUGUGAAACAGCCAUGUGUCUGGAGUGUACAGAAGGAGAACACAGGGAACAUGUGACAGUUCCUCUGAGGGAUGUGCUCGAACAGCAUAAGUCAGCACUUAAAAAUCAGCUGGACACUGUGCGCAACAGACUACCUCAGUUGACGGCUGCCAUUGAGCUUGUGAAUGAAAUCUCCAAGCAGCUCACAGAGAGGAAAAAUGAGGCAGUGACUGAAAUCAGUGACACUUUUGAUGAGCUGGAGAAGGCCUUACACCAGCGCAAGACUGCUCUCAUUACUGAGGUGGAAAACAUCUGCAGCACUAAGCAGAAGGUGCUUCAAGCACAGCUGACCUCUUUGCUUCAGGGCAAAGAAAACAUUCAAAGCAGCUGCAACUUCACAGAGCAGGCCCUGAGCCAUGGCAGUGCCACUGAGGUCCUGUUGGUCCAGAAACAAAUGGGUGAGCGGGUCAGCGCCCUGGCGCGACACAGCUUUCCCGAAUAUCCCCAUGAAAAUGGACAUCUGGAAUGCCAGGUCGAGACGGAUGGACUGAGGCGCUCCAUCCAGAACCUGGGAGUCCUGAUCACAACAGGGGCUGUAGGCCAUACUAGUGUUGCCACCGGUGAAGGCCUGAGACAUGCACUGGUCGGCCAGCACACCACCGUCACGGUCACUACUAAAGAUAAGGAUGGAGAACUGGUGAAGACUGGUAAUGCUGCUCUAAGGGCAGAGAUUAUCUCUGCAGAUGGAGUGUGCAAUGAAGCUGAGGUGGUGGACAACAAAAAUGGCACCUAUGAAGUUGGAUAUACCAUCCGCUCAGAGGGAGAAUACUCCUUCUCUUUGCUACUAUAUGAACAGCCUGUGAGGGGGAGUCCAUACCGUUUGCGUGCUGUCAAAGCGUCAGAUGUCCUGCAGUCACCAGACGAUGUGAAGAGAAGAGUGAAAUCCCCGAGUGGAGGAGGAGGCCAUGUUCGACAGAAGGCUGUGCGCAGGCCCUCCAGCAUGUACAGCACUACCAAGAAAAAGGAAAACCCAAUAGAGGAUGAGCUGAUCUACAGAGUGGGAACAAGAGGGCGAGAUAAAGGAGAAUUCACUAACCUACAAGGCAUCUCCACCUCCAGUAAUGGUCGGAUCGUGGUGGCAGACAGCAACAACCAGUGCAUACAGGUCUUCUCAAAUGAUGGGCAGUUUAAGAUGAGGUUUGGUGUCAGAGGUCGUUCACCAGGGCAGCUGCAGCGCCCCACAGGGGUCACAGUGGACAUGAACGGUGACAUCAUCGUAGCUGACUACGACAACAGAUGGAUUAGCAUCUUCUCCUCGGAUGGCAAGUUCAAGAACAAAAUUGGUGCUGGACGACUGAUGGGACCGAAAGGUGUGGCUGUGGAUAAGAACGGACACAUCAUCACUGUUGAUAAUAAGGCCUGCUGUGUCUUCAUCUUCCAAUCAAAUGGGAAGCUGGUGACGAAGUUCGGAGCCAGGGGAACAUCAGACAGACACUUUGCAGAAAAAAGUGGUGCAAACAUUGCACUGGAACAAAAGCUUAGUAAAUCUGGCCCUGUUUUCAGUCCUCACUUUGUGGCUGUAAAUAACAAAAAUGAAAUUGUGGUAACAGACUUCCAUAACCAUUCAGUAAAGGUGUACAAUGCAGAUGGGGAGUUCCUGUUUAAAUUUGGCUCCCACGGAGAGGGGAACGGACAGUUUAAUGCUCCAACAGGCGUGGCUGUGGAUGCCAAUGGAAAUAUUAUUGUUGCUGAUUGGGGUAACAGUCGGAUCCAGGUGUUCGACAGCUCAGGGUCCUUCCUGUCUUACAUCAACACAUCAGCGGACCCCCUUUAUGGCCCCCAGGGCCUGGCCCUCACAUCUGAUGGUCAUGUGGCGGUGGCAGACUCUGGAAACCACUGCUUCAAGGUCUACCGCUACCUGCAGUAGAGACCCGAGAAAGCCAUCCUCACCACUGCAAGCACUGACAACGACACAACCAAUGUAUUCCACAGGGUGCAAUGACCUUUCCAAUACAGCCUUUUGAUGUGCACAUCAGCUGAUCUCCCGGAUAUGAUUAAGUGUCUGAACCUGUGUUUACUCUUUAUGAUGUGUAUUGAAGGUUGAUUUUAAAGUUGGGUGACGUAGCGUCCUUGGGACAAGUAAUGGACAUAAAGCUAUGGACCGGUUUUAGAGAAUGUGCGAAAGCAUUAUUGUGUGUUGUACACUGUAUUAUUACACCACACUUUCUGUGAGACCGGACAGGGUAGGAGAUAGAUUGAAGUAUUUAAUGAGCCAUAACUUGUCCAAAUGCAUGAAGUUUUAUUUUAUCUUAAUGCCUAGGCGACAACACAGUGUACCCAUCGGUUGCUUUUCUCAUGAACUAGUUAAUGCUUACAGUGAAAUGAACAGUGCUACGCUUCUCUAGCAACGAAAUGUAAAAUUUCUCAUUUACUGACAUCUCACAUACAAAUGUCACCACCAUCUGUGCAUUGAUUUGCUGUAUGUACUGUACAUACAUAAAUGUAUAUUGUGUAUAUUAGAUGACUCAGUAUGUAUGUGCUAUGAUUUUGAAACACACAGCCUUUUGGCUAUUCAGAGAGCAGCAGUCAAGGAUUCCAGGAUUUUAAACAUGUGUGUAUGGCAGCUGUUAAAAAGUGUGCUUUUGAGACAUACCCAGCACAUGCUUAAAAGAAGAAGUGUGUCAUAUUUAUUGCUAAUGUAAGCAGCACAAUAAUCAUUUUUGUUAAUAUCUGUUGUUUUAAAGGGAAAAAAAAAACAAAAUGAAAAAAAAUGCUAAUUUAUUUUAUUUUAUACACUAGUUCAGCAUUUACAAAUUAUUUUUCUAAAUUGAUGUGCUUUUUUUUCUUUUGAGCUUCACACUUUAUCCCUCCACCUGGAAGGGAAAUUCCACCUUAAAGCAGAAUUCAGUGUCCCCCCCUCACAUCUGAAAAAUUUAGAUCAGUGUUUUGGCACAUGAGCAGCUCUUUUCCAAAGCUUCAAACCCAUCUUAACUUUCAUUUGGGAUGUCAUCAAAAAGGAGAGUUUUCUAAGUUUCUCUGCUGAGGAUGAAUGGCUCAAGAUAUGGGUUCAUAGAAUGAUCAUUUUGCCUUUAACAAUUGAAGAGCUUUAUUCAUUGAAGUGCUAACAGAUCCAAACUAGAAAUAAUACAAAUAUCUCAGGAAAUCCAUCCAAAUUAGGUCACUGUAUCAAUAGGACAACUUUAAAUACUUUGAUGGUAUCAUAGAUUUUGAGGGAGACAUUGGGAGCUUGUGAGAAAACUGUUGUACAAAUGUAGGCUGGAUCCAAGACCAUAAAAAAUAUUGGGAUGGAAUAUGAAUUCUGUUUUACCAUUUUUGUCUGUUUGUUUGUCUUUCUUUCACAUAGGAAACAGUUACAAAAGUAUUAAACGAUAACUUAUUAGAUGGCAUUUGCCAGCAAACUCAUCCACGCUUCGCUUUAGAAAACACUCGCCUCUGAUUCUGUCUGUUAAGCAAUCUAACAAAACGCUGUUAGAUCUGAGUUUCUGCCUGCACUACAUCAAGCCAUGACUCCAUAAGAAAACUUGUACCAGUAGAGCUGUUGCUGCUCUUGCUCCUCCCAGUGUUCAUUCUGUGUCAUAUGAAAGCCUGGUGCCAGAGCAGAAGAGGGACCGGGUGCAGGAAGAAUGUAACUUCCUGGUCUGAUAUAAUUACCCACAGCACUGUGCUUAAAAACCCGAACACCAACAUUCACCCUCCCCAGUGUGGAUUUUUUUCUUAGCUACAGGAUGUGACCUGCUUUCACCAGUUAAGUCAACCAGGAAGCUGCUGUUUUUCAUGCACCUGAUCUGAUGUUUGACUUGUUGCCAAACAGGAGCCCAGACAUCUUUAAAGAGUCAAAGGCCGAUUUUACCCUUACGCUGUUUGUGUCACACCAAUACAAACAAUUUUGUUUUCUCUAUGAAUAUGCACUGGUAAUAAAAGCACAUGGUUUACUGA